CGUCAACGACCCCAUCUUUUUUACGGUAAUCCAUAACUAUACAAGUUAAAGUUAGUCUUUGGAGCUCCUGUUCGACAAACUCGAAAACAGGGCCACGAGAUCGCAUACAGCCGCAAACAGAGACUGAAAACCAGACUUGAACAUGAACGCCAACAACUCGAAUGAAGCCACCGACGUAUUCCAAGAUGACGGGUCCUUCUGGGAUAUCCAUCGGUGUUGUUACAAAAGAAUCGUCCUAGGCCCGAGGCUGGAAGUAUGGGAGUGGGACGGCUACGGCUGGGAGUCGGCCCUCUACUGGUCCGAGAGGAAGUCUGCCUGGGCAGUGACGACCGCGAAGCCGCGAGAGCACAUCCCCGACACCGGCGCACCAUCUUCACUCCUAAGAGACCUCCACGCUGGGGGCCAUCGUGCCGCCCGCGCCACGGCGUGGCUGAGCGAUGCGUACAAGCAGGCUCUCGGCUUGCCGACGCAGGAAGCUGCCGGUGCUGCCUCGUUCUCGGACGAAGCGCCGGACGACCAACACGCGGAGGACCUGAAGAAGGCCAAGAAGAUUGCUUGGGUGAUUUGGAUAAUGCAAAAGAUUUCUGCAAAGGAGGCUGUCGGUAUGCUUGAAGACCCGGGCGCCGUUGCGAUGAUCCCGUUCCCUGGCGAUAAUCCAAAUCUCGCUGGUGGCGCGUUCAGAGCUCGCAGGCCCAGGCGGGGAAGCCAAACUGUGGCCACCCCCGAGUUGGUGUCGGAGGAAAGAGGCAUGUUUAGGGAUUUCGGAGACGACGGGGCUAGCAAUAUUGAAGACGAUGAUGACAUGCUUGUUGAUUCUGAAGACGAAGAGGGAGAUAUUUACAUGCAAGACGGAUCCCUCGUUGGUACGUCGCGCACUCGGCCUGACUACCAGACCCUCCUCCCAGCCGCGAACGAUCCGGACUACCUCCGCAUCCAGGAGGAGCUCGCUGCGGCGUGGAGCCAGGCCGACCGGCGCAAGUGGACGACCAAGGCACCCGUGGGCCUCAACGCAAACGACACCGAGACCAACCACCACUUCAACGGGCAGCCGCAGCCGUCGGUGGCGGAGCGCCUGCAGCAGCUAUCCAACUUCCUGGCCGACGAGGACGUCGACCGCAGCCGGUUCUGGGAGAGGAACAUCAAGGAGGCCCGCGAGUACGUCGAAGCCAUCCGGACCAUCCCCAUGUCCAAAAAGACGCUCGAGCUGCUGCGGGUGGUCAAGAACAAGCUCCAGGUGCACGAGGGUUAUGAACGGUGGCACGCCAAAGAGGCUCGCGAGCCCAAGGUUCCCACCGGAGACGAGACCCUACCGCCGGUCGGGGCGUCGGCCCAGCGCGCUGACGUCCGCAAGGGCCCGCGCAAGGUCCUGCACCGCCCGCCCGGGGUCGUAAACACCCUGCCAUGGGAGUACGAGAGCGGCCAGAGGCACAUCGACGCGCUGCGCGACUCCCAGACGGCGCUGUGGAGCACCGAAGGCGCCACGGACGAUCAAAGGACCGCACUGGCAUGUCUCGAGCAGGAUACCUACGACGGUGGCAUUGACUCUCCCGCCGGAUGGUUUCCGUUUACCAAGCGGCCUGAAACCGCAGAGGCCUACGUCAUCGAGCGAGGACGUCGGCGCGCGGCGCUGCAGAUUUGUCUGCGCGCGAUCAAGAGCGUCGAGAACAGGGCGGUGCAGACCCUGCAGGAGCGAGUCGUCCCGCCCAUCACGGCCGCCGAGCUGGAGGCGGAGCGCAAGAGCGCCGCGGGCCCGUUCUUCUCGUCCGUCGGCAUGACCAGGGAGGACAUCGAGACGAGGAUGGGCCAGGGCCGCAAGCAGUGGCACCCGCACGGGAUGCCAUACACAAAGAGGAUGAACCGCUUCUGGAGGGAGUGGGACCAGUGGUGGGACGAGGCGAGGAAGACGACCGAGCUGGACAGACACAACGCCAAGUCCGAGACGGAUGUUGAUGCGCACAUGAACGUCAAGGCUGGCUGGGCCGCGCUCCCGCAGCCGAGGUCCGUCUACGCCGACGUGGUGACCCUGCAGGAGUCGUACAACAGAGCCCUGGAGGGCAUGUGUAUGAACAUAGUCAAGAUGCUCGAGCGUACGGACUUGGUGGCGCCCAGGCCGCUGAUCAAGACCUGCCUCGAGAUGUACGACCUCGCCUGCAACAACGAGGAGAAGGCGCCAGACGAGAUUCAGUGGCGGGAUGUAGAUCAGGAGCAUGGAACCUGGAGGCCGCUCAACGUGAUCGAGCUCGGCUAUCUGCGGCUGCUGAGCACCAGAUCCAUCACGCCCAAGAUGCUGUGCCGACUCGAGGACCGCGGGGCGCUUUACCUUGCCUUUGCGGAGCGGCUGCAGCGGAUCCUUGACGACCUGUCCGAGGACAACAUCUUUGAGACGCGCGACACGGCCGUCCCGGUGGAGAGGCUGCUCGAGGAGAUGCACAAGGGCGUCGAUGGGCUGAACCAACGUACACGCUUCUCCGUGUCUGACGCGUGCAGCUGGCUAGACAGGCUGCAGAAGCAGGGCCGGAUCCGGUUCCACAAGAGCGUCAAGGCGUACGCCUACGUCCAACGCCCGCUCGCACACGUCCAUCCCGAGUAUCAGAUCGGCUACGUUCCGAGCAGGGGCGACACGAGAUUCAAGCAGCCCACAAACAUGUCAAUCUACAAAGACUUUGACGCAGUCCUGGCCCCUCGGCCUCAGGAUAUGGUGACCUGGGAACAAAUUAUCGGCAGCCGACCGCCGGGGUUCUGGGAAGACCACGAGGAGGUCGAGUGGGCCGAGUCUGGAAGGGCCAGGAGACAAGAGCACGAGAGAGCAAACCCCGGAGAGCCGCAGGAGAAGCUCCUCAGACCCGCCGUCACCAACUUCUUCAUGGCGCUCUCCUACAGGCUCGGCUUCACGCUCCUGAAGCUGAAGCAGCGAAACCAAGUCGGCAAGUUGACCAAGCAGGACAUGGCCCGUUCCAUAGCCGACUGGAUAGAGACCAAGACCAAGUGGGACCGAGUGCUUGAGGCCUCUCCCGACGUGGCAGCCGCGCCGACGACGCUUGUACAGGUGCUCGCCGAUAUGGACAAGGACAAGCCUGCGCCCGAGACGGAGCAGGAGGCGGCCAAGUUGAUCCGCAAGAGGAUCAUCGACGAGGCCGAGGCCAACCUCAACAACCUGUACCCGACCGAGUUCAAGACGUACCUGGCCAAGGACGGCAGCCACGUCACGCUGCCGAUCCGCGACGAGAUAUGGGACUGGGGCGCGCCUGAGAUCCGCGGGCGGGCGAGGCAGUACUUUUCGCUCAGGCGGUGGCCGGUGCACUUGCAGACGGCGGCAGAUCAGGAGGUCAUAACGAGGGACCGCGAUCUUGAUCCAGAGGUACUGUGGGAUCCUUGCGCAGAGGAUCUGACCGGGCCAGAGUGGCUGCUUCAAAAGGCGACACCUUGGCAGUUUGAGCCUGUCAAGGUCAAGGAAGGGGGUAGUGGGUAUUGGUUUGGAGAUACCAAGUUGCAGAAGGAGUACAUUGAAGGGGCGGUAACUAAUAGGUUUGCCGAGGCGCUAUUUGGCCCUCAAGAUCCCAAGAAGGGUAUUUUUUCUCGACUCUCUGGGUUUUUCCCGUCAGCAUCGAGACCCUCGACUCCAACGACAGAGCAGCAACUCCCGGAAGGUUCAAUCAUCCCAAUGCAGAUAGACUAUCAGUCGCAUGAGAAACCUUAGGUCACCAGGCAAGGGCAAAACGAGAACUGAUUAACUAGUAUAGUGGAUGGUACCGGUAUGGACGUUUGAAGUAUUGUGCAAUCAUGAUUAGUGUAGAAUAAAAACGAACUUCCCAUUUCACA
Molecule: messenger RNA, 3819 nt
Organism: Pyricularia oryzae 70-15
Lineage: Eukaryota; Fungi; Ascomycota; Sordariomycetes; Magnaporthales; Pyriculariaceae
Exons: 2
Coding region: 143-3697 (1184 amino acids)
Source: RefSeq, a predicted model, not a curated record